GGAGUUUUUCUCUCGAAUGUUGGUUCGUGUUUGAAUCUCUGAUGCUCGAUAUAUAAGGAGGACCUGAACUCUGAGCUGGAUCUGUGUCUGAAGGUCUUGACUCGCAGGAUGAACGCCGUCAGAACUCUGUUUCUCUUGGCCGCCGGCCUCUCUGUGGCUUGCUGUGGUCCAGUCCUGUCUCGCCACGAAAGGGCGCUCAACCAGUUCUGGAUCCAGAUCCGGUGCGAGAUGCCCGACAGCCGGCCGAUUAUUGACUACGCUCACUACGGCUGCUACUGUGGAAAGGGCGGCGGUGGCACGCCUGUGGACGAUCUGGACAGGUGCUGCCAAGUGCACGACAACUGUUACGGUGACGCCAUGCAGCUCAACGCAUGCUGGUCCAUCUUCCACAACCCUUACACCAAGAUGUACUCCUACAGCUGUGACAAAGCAAGCAAGACACUCACCUGUAACAAGAAAAACAACGCAUGCAAGAUGUUCAUCUGCGAGUGUGACAGGAAGGCCGCCGAGUGUUUCGCCAAAUCGCCUUAUAACCCCGAGCACAAGCGACUGCCCAGCGACCGAUGUCAGUAGAAGACCUCUGCAGUUAAUCCAAUGCAGGAUCCAGUCCCACACACGACACACCCAUCACUGAGCUCUCAGGAGCGGCAGCAGCUUGUUUCGUCCGCUCAUUGAAAUACUCCCACUGACUUUGUACUGUCACAUUCACAAGGUCAUGGUUUUCUUUUCUCCUUCUUUCUUUGUGCUGCAUCUCUAUUGUCAGCUGUGGAUCUGUAUCCUGACAAGAAACACCAGUAGAUCUGCAUCUCUCAUUAACUGAUGCUGGUUAUUCACAGGUAUAAUCCUAACUCAAGUUUCCAGUAGAGGGCGCUCUCAUCUAGCUCUUUCUUCCCUUGCUUGCAGAAAGUAGUUUACAGACUGUAGACUUUAAUAUUGGCACUUUAUCAAAUUAUACAAAUGCUUGCAGUACUCAAUAAAGAAGAUAAAAAA
Messenger RNA from Hippoglossus stenolepis (Pacific halibut), 990 nucleotides. RefSeq names its product phospholipase A2, minor isoenzyme-like. Gene Ontology annotation, molecular function: phospholipid binding; calcium ion binding. The record is from RefSeq and is a predicted model, not a curated record. Bases 109 to 573 code for a protein of 154 amino acids. NCBI's taxonomy places the organism in Eukaryota, Metazoa, Chordata, Actinopteri, Pleuronectiformes, Pleuronectidae. The transcript has 4 exons. Gene Ontology annotation, biological process: lipid catabolic process; arachidonate secretion; phospholipid metabolic process.